AUGGCGGAGGCAGAAGGAGAGGAUGCGGAGAAAACGCUUGUGCCAAAAACAAAUAGCACCUCUGCUAUUUGGCAGUACUUCGGAUUCAAAAAAGAAGACAACCUACAGAGUCAGGUAUUGUGCAGGACCUGCAGGGCGGUUGUUGCAACAUCCAGAGGUAACACCACCAACCUGCAUCACCACCUGCUGCACCACCAUAAAGAGCUGCACGAGCUGUUCAAGGCCAGUCAAUCGAGAGCGCCGAGCAGUAGUAAUGCAACACGACCAUCACUGCAGCCACAGUCCAUUACUCAGAGUUUUGUGAGACUGACUCCAUAUGAAAAGUCCUCUAAACGACACAUUGAAAUAACGGAGGCCAUAACCCACUGUUUGGCGAAGGAUAUGAUGCCCACCAACACCGUGACCAGACACGGAUUUCUGAGUCUAGUUCACAAACUCGAUCGACGAUAUGAGGUGCCAUCACGGACUUAUUUUUCUGAUGUUGCUAUUCCAAAUAUGUAUGAAAAGUGCAGGACGACGGUGGAGUCGGAGCUGGACCAGGUCGAGUACUUUGCCUGCACCACAGACCUCUGGUCCAGCCGAACCACAGAGCCCACCAUCAGUCUCACUGUUCACUUUUUGGACCGGGAGUUUCAGCUGAAAACACGGUGUCUCCAGACACAGUAUUUUCCAGGAGAACACACCGGCGAGAACAUUGCUUAUGGGUUACAAAAUGCUCUUAAAGAUGACAGGCGCAUUGCCCGUGCUACUGGGCUGUGCAAAAAAAUGAUGGGACAUUUCUCCCACAGUUGGAAGCAGAAGACAGCUCUCAGGAGAGCACAACAGAAGCACAACCUUCCAGAGCAUGCCCUUGUCACUGAAUGCCCAACCAGGUGGGGCUCAAAACAGAAAAUGAUGGGGAGGAUCUUGGAGCAGCAGCGGGCCUUAUCUGAUGUCCUCUUAGCAGACCGAAAAACACGGCAUCUGGAUCCCUCCUGGCAAGACCUAGAGACAUCAGUUCUUACAGAAAAAGAAGGUGACACAGAUUUAACCAAUGAUAUCAAAGCAAAAAUCCUGGACUACAUGAAUACAAAAUAUGAUGACCCAGCAACACAAGAACUUCUAGAUGUUGCAACAUUCAUGGACCCCAGGUUCAAGAGCAGCUACAUCAGUGUUGAGAAGGUCCAAGACAUCAAGACCAGGGUGAUGUCGGAGAUGAAAGAUACAUCGCAGAAGGAGGGAGAAGAUUCUCAGGCCAAAAGUGUGAAUCCACCCAUCGACAAGAGGGCAAAGCCAUCACUGGGCAGUUUGCUCAAAAGUAAUCCAGGUCCAACCUCCACCACAUUCGACAUGCAGAUGGAGCAAGCUAUUGAAGCUGAAGUCAACAGCUACCUACUGUCCCCCACCAUUGACAGUGAGGCAGACCCGUUGGCUUGGUGGAAACUCCACCACUUGACUUACCCGAAGCUGAGUAAACUAGCUCGGCGGUAUCUGUGUAUACCUGCCACUAGUUCACCCUCAGAGAGGCUCUUCAGCACAUCAGGGAAUGUGGUAACAUGUCAGCGUGCAUGUUUGAAACAUACCAAAGUUAACAUGCUGGUGUUGGCUAAGAACUUGCCCUGA
Scomber japonicus (chub mackerel) is the source of this 1602-nucleotide messenger RNA. Its product is annotated as E3 SUMO-protein ligase ZBED1-like. Gene Ontology annotation, molecular function: DNA binding; protein dimerization activity. The record is from RefSeq and is a predicted model, not a curated record. The transcript has 4 exons. NCBI's taxonomy places the organism in Eukaryota, Metazoa, Chordata, Actinopteri, Scombriformes, Scombridae. The coding region runs from base 1 to 1602 and encodes 533 amino acids.